UCUGCGGCUCUGUCUCUCUCGCUCUCUCUCGCGCUUUCUCGGUCCUACCGUACGUUCCGCCGGCUGGGCUCGUUGGGCUGGGUCCGACCGCGGGGGGCUCCGCUCCGUCUCUCGCGCAGGGCCUCGGGGUGGUGCAAUUCCCGUCCCAUUUCCUUCCCCGCGAUUCUCCCACCGCAUGGCCCUGUUGCGGCACCCCAUGCCCCGCUGCCCCUGCUCUCGUCGAUGGUUCUUGCCCGUGUAAUUUUCUGCAUUUUUCGAAUGUCUCGACCGCGUCGCUUUUCGGUGCUUCUGAAAUAGGUUCGACCUAAACGUUGAUGCGAAUUGCCAUCGUUUGGAGGUGGAUGCCUUGUCGGUGUGGUGAAUUAUGUUCUGCGAAAGUUGCACUUUUCAGAGAGAGCACGUUCACCCGGCGAAUUUCUUUCGUUUCUUGCGCGAUCCUGAGGUGAUUGCGGACACCUUGUUUCUUUAAUAUAUUUCGUGUAGACCGUCGGAGACGGCGAAUUCUGCAAUGUGUGCUCUACAGAUCGCCCUUCCACUCUGUGUAGGGCAGUCGCUGGUAGGGCGCCAGGCAUUGUUAGCCGGAAGCUCCUCUUGCUCCAUCUCUCGUGCACGCGUAAGAUUUUGUCUCCACUCUUGCAAGGGUUUAGGGUCUCUUGGACGCGGAUGGUUAGAAGUAAGUUAUCUGCCAAUUUCGCGUGGAAGAGUGCGUAAAUUUGGUCGGUCAUUUAAGACUCUACAGGUUAGAAGUUCUAGCGAUGAAGUGAGGAGCAGUCAGGACUCUCAGGGGGAAGCACUUGAAUCAAAUUUAUUCAAAGGGGAAGACGAUGAUUUUGCUGGGAAAGUAGAAUCGGCGAGAAACCAGGAUUUGGAAGCAGUGAGUAGCGGGAAGUGGGAUGGAUUGGUAGAAGGUGACAGACAAGUCGAGAAAGUCGGGGUGAAUCGUUUUGAGAAUGGGCAAAGCGAGAUGGAAUCGAGGAAAUCCCUCGAGGAUAUCACUGCAGGUUCGGACGAGGUUGAGAGCAACGGUAGGGCGCUAGGAAGUAGCGUGGGCGAGCUUUCUCAAUCUAAAGCAGUGUCCGGAGCCGAGUUAGCAUCAGCCCAAGGUGGUGAUGGGAAACAAUCUGGACGGAAAAAGGCUGAGGUGCAGGUGGAGGAGGCCGGGGAUGCAAAAUCUCCCGUGUAUGUAAGCGACUCACUUGCGCGAGUUUGGGCUAAAGUCAAGAGGAAUACUAUAUUUCAGUUUGUUACCAUGUGGCCUGCUUGGCAGCAAAAGAAACGUCUAGAAAGACUACUCGCCCAAGCCGAUGCCAACCCCAAAGACCCUGCAAAGCAAGCUGCAUUUCUUUCCGAGCUCUACAAGCAAAGUCCCCAAGCUGUGAUUGAGAGGUUCGAAAGGAGAGAGCAUGCCACCGAUGGUCAGUCAGUGGUAGAAUAUCUGCGUGCACUUAUAGCCACCAACACCAUUACAGAGUUUUUGCCCGACGAACGUAGCGGGAGAACUUCAGGCUUACCUGCACUAUUGCAAGAUUUGAAGCAGAGGGCUGCUGGAAAUCAGGAAGACUUGCCACCUCCUGGCAUGACAGAGCAACAACCACUGCAUGUAGUCAUGGUGGAGCCGAAGGCUUCAAACAAGUCAAUGCGAUUUGUGCAGGAGCUUGUUUCCACUUUGCUGUUCAUGUUAGUCUUCAGCAUCAUGUGGGUUAUGGGUGCAGCUGCGCUUCGUAAGUAUGUGAAUGGAGUUGCUGGCAUGGGGACUACCUCAAGCAUGACCUCAAGUAACAUGUAUGCACCGAAGGAGUUCAAUAAGGAGGCAGUACCGGAGAAGAAUGUAAAAACGUUCAAGGAUGUAAAGGGCUGUGAUGAGGCGAAGGCAGAGUUGGAAGAAAUUGUCGAGUACUUGAAGAACCCUGCCAAGUUCACCCGUCUCGGUGGCAAGCUUCCUAAGGGCGUGUUGCUGAUUGGUCCUCCGGGAACGGGAAAAACUUUGCUCGCAAAGGCAAUUGCGGGAGAGGCUGGUGUACCUUUCUUCUAUCGUGCAGGAUCUGAGUUUGAGGAGAUGUUUGUUGGUGUGGGAGCCCGUCGUGUCCGAUCACUGUUCCAGGCUGCUAAAAAGAAGGCUCCUUGCAUCGUGUUCAUAGACGAAAUUGAUGCAGUUGGGGGUAGCCGAAAGCAGUGGGAAGGCCAUACCAAGAAAACUCUGAAUCAGUUACUUGUUGAAAUGGAUGGUUUUGAACCAAACGAGGGAAUUAUAGUGCUGGCAGCAACAAAUUUGCCAGAAACUUUGGAUCCUGCGUUGACUAGACCUGGAAGAUUUGACCGUCAUGUGGUGCUCACGAAUCCCGAUGUAAGAGGCAGGCAAGAAAUUUUGGACUUAUAUCUCCAGGAUAAACCUCUUUCAGACGACGUUGACGUGAAGUCAUUAGCUCGUGGGACACCUGGAUUCAGUGGAGCAGAUUUGGCCAAUCUGGUGAAUAUGGCAGCUGUAAAAGCAGCCGUGGAUGGCAACGACAAGAUUUACUCAAAUCAACUCGAAUUUGCGAAGGACAAGAUUCUAAUGGGCACGGAGAGGAAGUCACUUACUUUGUCUGAAGAAUCGAGAAAAUUAACUGCCUACCACGAAAGCGGUCAUGCAGUCGUCGCCUUCAACACCAUUGGAGCCAAUCCUAUUCACAAGGCAACCAUCAUGCCUAGAGGGACAGCUUUGGGAAUGGUGACUCAGCUACCUGAGAAGGACGAGACUUCCAUUAGCAAGAUGCAGUUGCUAGCUCGACUUGACGUUUGUAUGGGCGGUCGCGUUGCUGAGGAGUUGAUUUUCGGUGCGGACCAGGUUACGAGUGGUGCCCGCAGUGAUCUUCAGCAGGCAACUGCUCUAGCCCGUCAUAUGGUAUCUGAAUGUGGUAUGAGUGAUCUCAUCGGUCCAAUUUUUGUUGACACUGAGUCACAACGACCCAGUCAUGAUAUACAGAAGAGUAUUGAUGCCGAGGUUGUGAGAUUAUUAAAGGAAGCCUACGAAAGAGUAAGGAAACUGUUGAAAAAGCGAGAAUCGGAUUUGCAUUCUUUAGCAAGGGCUCUUCUAGAACAUGAAACUUUAAACGCGAAGCAAAUCACGGAUAUUUUGGGUCCGAUCCAGCAGCAACAGGAGGAACCAGCUAUUGUUGGAGUUUCUAGUAACUGAAUCAAACUGCUGGUUGUAUAAUCCCAUAUGCCUGUACCCCAUCCUAGUGUACAUUUUGAUGUUAUAUUUUGGGCAGCUCACUCACGCAAGAACUAGGCUUUGGGAGGAAAGCAUUGUGUAAUUGCAGUAAUCUAUUCUUCGUAGGUAGAAAAAUCUAUUUUCACUCCGCAGCGGUGAAGGUAAGAGAGGUCGUCGGUCUCGGUUCAUCAGCUUCUAAUGGCUGCCACAUGUGGGGGUCUCCUUCCACUAUGUAUGCCUCAUACAUGCAACCAUAAUGCAGGGAAGUCUUGAAAGAUAUCUCAAAAGUCUGUUGUCAUCGCUCUAUUUGUUUAUGGAAGUAUCCAGUAUAUCUACCCUCCUGUGGUCGAAAAAUUUGUAGAAAUACCUGUCUUCACUUAUAGGGAAGUCUUGAAAGAGAUCUCAGGAGUUCGUUUUCAUCGUUUUAUUUGUUUCUGGAAGUAUGCGGUGUUUGUACCUCCUAUGCGCGUAAGAUUCGUAGAAAUACCUUUCUUCACUAACAACUUUGACGCGUCUCCGUGAUUACCGAGUGUUGUGUUGUUUUUAUAUCAGUACAUGUAACCUACAAUUGCCGUUCGAGCCGCGACACAACCUGGUUGGUUGCACCGCUCAGUGUGUAUCAAAGUCAACGUUUUCAACCUUAUGUACUCGGAGAAACUUCAUGGUAUGUUGAGAACAACCUGAAGGUUGUGAGCAGGUGCUAGCCACGAAUGAACCUGCGCGGAAGAAAAACGAACUAUGAACCGACUAAUACUUUUGCUAGACAAGAGAUGUGUUUCCCAGAGGUUAGCCGCAAUGGUAAAAGCACCGAAUGGACUUCGAAGAAAGAGUGGGUGGAGUAACAAGGAUGUUCUGUUAUAAGCGCAUGCCUGUCGAUUAAACGUGUACCUUAUCACUACAAAAAAUUUCGGUCCACAAAGUGACUGGAGAUCUUUCGUCUGAGAUACUGUAAUUGCAUGCUUUGCCACAUGGGACAUUUGCUGCCAACCCUCGGGAACAUGUUCAUGAAUCAUCCAAACCAGACAUGGCUGUACCUGCUAACCGGGGAGUAUAUGUGUGGAAUCUGUAAUUUCAAUCUACGAGAAGAUAUUGCAGCUGAUUCUUUGAGAAUGUUUGCUCUCAUUUGACGGCGACGAAAUGUUUUAGUGACACACUACACUUACGGCAAGACAAACAGCACUCUGCUGGAGCAAAGUCGUAGUGAGACCAACGGAGCAGUAAGAACACAUCGAACGGAGAAUACACCUGUAAUUAGAAAAGGCUGUAUGAAACAAGUCCGUCUACUUCAAAACUUCAUUUAGUCAUUAAAAGCAUCAGAAAUCACGAAAGAAAUAUCUGGAGUGAGUGAGUACCCACACAUUCGGUAAGAAAUAAGAGGAGAUUCUACAAAUUACGUGAAUCCAAUCUCUUCGGGAUUCACGAGUGCGAGAUGCACGUCUCGCCAGUUGGAUAAAUAUGUCGAAGAGGACAGUUUCCACGAAGCGGAUUUAUCACCAGUCGAGUGCAGACAUGAUAAUCUCCCGUGUGCCAAAAUAAUGUCGCUAGAACAUUUCCAUCACAAUUCUGGAAACGAACCUGGACUUGUUCAGAGUGCUUAAAAUUUGGCUCCAGGCUACCAACUCAAUAUUCUAAGUGGGCCUUUAUCAUCAGGCCUAUUGUGUAUCAUUACCCUUAUGAUUACGCCUGGAUGGCCAUAAAUUGUGCAUUAAAUA
Molecule: messenger RNA, 4905 nt
Organism: Marchantia polymorpha subsp. ruderalis
Lineage: Eukaryota; Viridiplantae; Streptophyta; Marchantiopsida; Marchantiales; Marchantiaceae
Source: the annotation of a GenBank genome assembly